Molecule: messenger RNA, 2898 nt
Organism: Cryptomeria japonica (Japanese cedar)
Lineage: Eukaryota; Viridiplantae; Streptophyta; Pinopsida; Cupressales; Cupressaceae
Exons: 5
Coding region: 1739-2446 (235 amino acids)
Molecular function (GO): protein dimerization activity
Source: RefSeq, a predicted model, not a curated record
AUUAGUUUACUGAUUACAUUUGCGAUAUAUGAAUAUUUAUUGGCAUUGGUAAUUAUGGAUUUAUGAUUUAUGAUUUAUGAUUUAUGUAUGGAUUGUAUAUAUAUAUGUGUGUGUGUGUGUGUGUGUGUGUACGGACGAACCCAAAACCGCACCCAUACCCAAGAUUUUUUUUUUUUUUGCCAAAUCCGCGAAUCUGAACCCGAACCGGUAACUUAGUGAAUAUGUAAUGUUAAUGUGGAUGUGAAUAAUGAUUUGCUUAUUAUGUUUAUGAAUCUGAUUAUAAAUACUAAAAGGCUCAUUCAUAAGAUCAUAAUUAAAUAAUUGAUUAUAUAAAUCAUAGUUUAAAAAAUCGCAGACUCGCCACGGACUCGCGCAACCCAGAAAAUACGCCCGAAAACGCAUAAAAGUCACUUUUUUAGAAAAUUUUGCAACUCAUUUGGCAUUUUCUUUGGUUAUAGCAGGUUUGUGGGGUUUGAAGGAGGAGAGGGAAGAGGAUAAAAUCAGCAAAAGAGAUCCAGCAAUGGCAAGUUCAACUCCAAGGGCAACCCCAAGGUUAGGAAGACAAAGAGAUCAAGCAUGGAAAUAUGGGAUUCCAAGAAGCAAAAAAGGGGAGGUCACUUGCACCGAAUGUACAAAAUGGAUGACUGGUGGAAUCAAUAGAUUAAAAUACCACCUUGCUCAAAUACCUAGAUAUGGUGUGGAGGCAUGCCCCAAAUCAACUCCUGAGAUUAUUAGAGAGAUGAAGGCCAUUCUUGCUGAGAAUGAUAUGCAAAAGGAAGAAAGGCAAAAAACAAAAGAAGCCAUGGCAGUUGCAAUGAAUCCCACAUUGUCCACUUUGGGUCCCAUUGGUCACACUCGGGGUCGUUAGUCACUUUCAUCGUUUGGUGACAAUGAGGGUGAGGCUAGUGGCACUCCUGUUAGAUCAGACCCUAAUUUUUUUGUACCACACAAUGUUCCAGGUGCACAACUUUCACUUGAAGGUAUAGGAUGGAAUAGAGAGAAGCAUGAACAAGCAUGGAUAGCAGCUUCAAACUUUUGGUUUUACAAUAAUCUAUCUUAAAAUGCAGCAAACAAUGUGUAUUGGGAAGGUUUUGUUAAUGCAGUAACAGUUGCGGGUAAGGGGUUUAAGGCUCCAACAGGUUAUGACUUCAGUGGACCAUUGCUAGAGAAAGUUGUAAAAAAUACACAAGGUGUGGUUGAUGAUCAAAAAAGGUAUUGGAAGAGAAAAGGAUGGAACAUUUUAUUUGAUGGAUGGACAGAUGGACGGAAUAUGACUCUUCUCAACUUCUUGGUGGCUUCAAAUGGUGCAAUGGUAUUCAUAAAGUCUAUUGAUGUGUCAAAUGAAAUAAAAAAUGCAGAGACUUUGUGUAAUCUGUUGGAUGGGGUGGUUCAAGAAGUUGGAGUUGAGAAUGUUGUCCAAAUUAUCAUGGACAACGCAGCUGCAUAUGUAUCUGCAGGUAGAAUGCUUAUGGAGAGGUAUCCUUCGAUUACAUGGAGUCCUUGUGCUGCACAUUGCUUGGACUUGAUGCUAGAGGACAUUGGGAAGAUUGGAUGGGUGAAAAAGGUGGUUGAAGAUGCAAGAAGUGUCACCAAACUCAUCUACAACCAUACUUGGGUGCUUGCUUUGAUGAGAAAACACACAAAUGGCAAGGACCUUGUGCGACCUGGAGUGACACGAUUUGCUAGCCACUUCAUCACUUUGUAGAGCAUUCUUAGUGCCAUUCCUCAUCUUAAGCAGAUGUUUGUGUCAGAUGCUUGGUUGGGGUCUGCAUACUCCAAAAGACCUGAACUAGAGAAGAUUGUGAGCAUUGUUUUUGAUGAAGGGUUCAAUAAAAGUGGAGAGGAGUUGACUAUGGUGACAGAACCUUUGGUAAGGGUUCUUCGUAUGGUGGGUGGAGAGGGCAUGCCAAUGGGUUUCAUUUAUGAGGCCAUGGAUAGGGCCAAAGAGGCCAUUUCACAUUACUAUCGUGGAAAUACAAGAAAAUGUGAAAUCUUUUGGCGCAUCAUUGAUCGUAGGUGGACAAACCAACUCCACCAACCGAUACAUGCCUUCGCCUACUUUUUGAACCCAAAAUUCUACUUCUCUGAUUCAUUUAGGGCUGAUGAGGAGGUCAUGGUAGGUGUUAUUACAUGCAAUGAUAACAUGGCACCUGAUCUUGAGUUGAGAGAGAAGGUUCUUGAUGAGUUGGAGAUCUACAAAAGCGCAGAGGGGAGACUCUUCUCAUCACAACUAGCAAUUGAUAGGAGAGGAAAACAACAACUAGAUUUAUGGUGGGAGAAUUAUGGUGCUGGCAUGCCUAAUCUUCAAAAGAUAGCUGUCCGUGUUUUGUCUCAGCCAUGCAGUGCUUCUGGGUGUGAACGAAAUUGGAGUGUAUUUGAGAGCAUUCACACAAAGAAGAGAAAUAGAUUGACACAAAAACGGUUCAAUGAUCUAGUAUUUGUUUGAUACAACCUUCACCUUCGAGUUAGAUAGGUGGAGGGUGUUUCACAUGAGGCCAUUGACUUGAAUGAAAUUGAUCCAUAUGGUGACUGGACCCUGAAUGAACAAAAUGAUGGUGACGAUGUCCUCCUUACCGAAGAAGAAAUUGCAGAAAUAGAGAGAGGAGCAGCACAAGAUGCAGAAGGAGCAAGAUUGGAUGAAAUGGAGGAUGAAGAUGAGGACGAAGAUGAGGACUUUGACUUUGAAGAAGAAUCAUUUCACCAUUUAGAUACCACAACACCCACUACUACUACUUCUAGCUCAAGGCCUGAAAAAUUGAGCUAUAUUAGGAAAAAUACAAAGAGGAAGAUGUAGUCUUCUCUUUGGUUUGUUCAUUGUUGUUUUUCACAUUUGGAGUUGGACAUAUCAUUAUAUGUAAUUUUGUGAACAUUUAUAAACUUAUGCUGCCAUUAUACAUU